UUUUUUUCGUUAUUUUUAUUAAUUUAUUUAGGUUUUGUAUAGAAUUUAUAAUGGACAAGAUCUCACGUAAGCAGCGACAGAUUGAAAGAAAAGUUGAAAAUUUAAAACGCUUCGGAGCUGAAGAGGAAAAAUACAAGUCCUCUCCCCAUAUUCGCCCCGUUACUAAAACAACGUUAAAAACAUCCACAAAUGGUAUCAGUAGCAGUGAGAACAGUAUCAGUUCAAGUAGUAAAACGAGCAGUAAAACUGAUGAAGGUUUAAUAAAGACUGAGAACGGAAGCAGUGCAAGUAGCAAACCUGAGGAGAGCUUGAAAAAGUCUGAAGAGGAAAAAGCAUCAGAAACUACCAAACCAAAAACAAAAAUAAUUAAAAAGAAAAUUGUUAAAAAACCGGCAACAACAGCUUCUAAUGGAACAACCCCAACUAAUAAAAUUCAAGAAAAAAGUGAACUGACUAAAUCAACCACCUCAAAUCCAAAACAAAAUGAUAAUAAUGAUAAUAAAGUUGAAAGUGUUCCUCGUACUUAUCAGAUAGUGAUUACUUUGAGUGAUUAUUUGGCAGAUGAGGAAGAGGGGGAUGAAGACGAACCUUUUGGGUUGGAUGAGGGACAGUGUGUUGAGGUGCUGGAUAAUGCCAAUCCAGAUGCUUGGCUGGUUAGAACAAAGACCAAGCCUCCUUCUAUCGGAUUUGUUCCUGGCUCUUAUUUUACAUCCCCUACCAAAUAUUAUGCAUUACAACGAGAAGGGUGUAGCGUAGCUAAAUUGUUGAAGACCGAGGAAGAAUUUAUUGAAGAAUUAAAAUUGGCUUUGGAUUAUUAUGGUAAAGGGUUGGAAGAUAAUGAAGGAGGUGAAGCACCAGAGGCUCCUCAAGCAGUAAAGGAGAGGAGUAAAGAAUUACUGGCAUCAAACUUGGAGUCUCUACAUGAUUUUCAUUCAAGCAAACUCCUCAACUCAAUUAAAGAAUCUUCUGAUGAUCCAGCCAUUUUUGCCAAAAAUUUCAAUUCCUUAUCUAAAAAUUUUGAAGAAAUCCAUCUAAAUUUCAUGAGGGAAUUGGAUAAUGCUCUAAGAUUAUGCCAACAUGUUGAUAAUAUUAAUAAAUUUUUGGAGGACAUCCGAUCUAAGCAAACCAAUUUAAAACCAUAUGCCGAUUAUUUACUGUUAAUCCCUACCAGGAUGAGAUAUUAUGAAGAUUUCUUUAAGGAAUUAAUUAAUAAAAAUCAAAAUUGUACUGACGAAAUGAAGUCAUUCUUAAAUUUUAUUCAAUUAUUGGAACAACGAGCUAAGGAGCCCGAUUUUACCAAAAAUAUAGUUGGGUAUUCGGGCGAUAUUGGACGUGUUUAUAGAAACGAAUUAUUCCAAGUUUGGGAGGAUGGUGAAAAUAAUAAGGAUUGUGGCGAUAAACAUGUAUUCUUACUUAAUAAUACAAUGCUAAUUACGGAUAAGGAAGAAACUAAUGGAGAGAUAUUGUUUAAGCAUUAUGCUACUAUUAAUUUGAACGAGUACAGUGCCGUCAGACAGCACUCAACAGAAGCUUCAACUCUUGUUGUAGCACCAAACGAUUCAAACAAAAAUUUGCCUACUUAUUUGCUUCGAAUUCGUCGAGAUAAUGCUGAGGAAUCAGAGAUUGUACGUCGUGUUUGGAUCAACGAUAUUUGCUCAAUGCAGAGGGCUUUUGGUGGGUAG
Molecule: messenger RNA, 1682 nt
Organism: Meloidogyne enterolobii
Lineage: Eukaryota; Metazoa; Nematoda; Chromadorea; Rhabditida; Meloidogynidae
Source: the annotation of a GenBank genome assembly